UGUCUGGAUCUUUCUUUACAGGCACUUGGCAGGAGUUACUCCCUCUCCCCACCAGCCAGAGUACCAUCCACGGGCCAGAAGUCAGCUUCGGCUUCUUCCUCCCCAAAGCCUCCGGCUCAGGGCUUCUCAUCUCCCCUAGCAAGGCAGACCUCCUGGCUGGAGAAGGGCCACAAACCCCCUACGCCCUGGGAGGCUGCCUCCCGGCAUCCCAUGGGCCUGGUGGAUGAAGCAUUUGCUUUCCAGAACCUCCAGCAAACCCUCGCCUCAAACGUCCGCCUGGCAGCCCAGCGCAAAAUGCUGCCCGAGCCCCCAGCAGAGUGGAAGGCCAAGGUUUCUUACCAAGCCCCACAGAAAACAGGCAGCCACACCUGGAGUCAGAGCCAAAGCCGCAGUCAUAGUCGACCUCCACUGCCAUCAUUUGUGUCCCCAACACGGAGCAUUGUCUCCACUCCUGCCAGUCAUGCUGGUUACAGGUCUCUACCCAGACAGUGGCAGCCUCAGAGGUCUGUGGCAGAGGCAAAUCUGGGCCCCUCAGUUUCCUACUCUGACCACAAGAGGCCCAUGGGGAAGCAAACUUACAAGUCUGUGUACACCAGCAACACUUGGAGUUGGAAGCGGUAGGAUACAAGUCAACCUUAAAUGAGUAAAAUCCUAUUACUUACUGAUUUUAUAACAGAUUCAUGUGAAGUUAGAGCAUUUCCUAUAACAAUAACAACAAUAUAGUGUGUGAGGAGAGUGAGCUAAUGUAUGAUGAAGUGGACAUUCGGAAAGAUUGCUGGAUUUCCCCUGGUUUUGACAUGCUAACAGCGCUUUAAAAAAACGCUUUGUACUUUUUGAUGUUGAAUCUUUAAUAUAAAAUAUUUUAGAUGAAAUCUUUGCAUGCCAUUAUCAAAUGUGAAAAGAGAUGAUUACUUUAACAAUGUAGCGAGACUUAAACAUUAUCCCAUUAACAUUUAACUGACAACUUUAAUACACUGAAGUGGGCCUGUAGUUCAUUAAAUGAGGCAAUGAUGUAUGUUGUUUAGAAUGGAUAUAAUAGAUCUGAAUGGACAUGUUUAGUACAAAAUAAGUGGAGAGAUUUGAGGGAUUGUAUAGUAACCGUAUAUCGGGAGAUAACUAUAAAUGUUGACUGUUCAGUGAACCUUUCAGAAUAUACAAAAUAGGUGAUUAUGGGGUCCUGAGGAAAGAGAUAUAUGAGGAUGCUGAAAGAGAGAAAGAAGCAGUGACCUACCCAUCAUAUAGUAUAUAAGUUGCUUUACCUCUUGAAUUGUUGUCAGCUUGUGGACUGAGUUUCUGUUCAUACUUUUUUAAUUUUCUGCUGUGAAUAUAUGUAUCUAGCAUGCUGGUUCUUGCAGUGAUGGUGCACUUAUUUUUGGAUGGUUUUGUUUGAUUUUUAAUCCGUGAAACUUGAGUGUGGUGGAGAACUCAUUUCACUGUCAGAAUACAAUUAGAGAUGCAUUAGAAGUGAGGCUUAAAACUUGGGGAAAGGUUAGUGCUAUAACUCAGCAUGUUGUGGGCGGACAUGUCGUUAUGUAAGCUCUAAUAAGUGAGAUUAAUUCACGUAUUUACCAGGUGCAUUUUAAUUAGUGCAUUAGCAUGUGUCCAUUAACUACUCAGAGAGAGGGAGAAGAUGAAAAGCAGAAACUGGGACAUCUUUUCCCCGUUAUAGUUUUCCAAGACUUUUUCUUUGGGAAUCUGGAAUGAUUUUUCACAUUGCAGCACACAGUAUGUAGAUGGACAAUGUUUGUUUUUUUGUUUGGGGUAAAAGGUAACUUGAGGAAUGUUGAUAAGUCCUAAUUAUGGCUACAAGAAAGAUUGUUUUAGUUUAUGAUAGGUUUACUGACACUGGGAGAAUUGCUUACAGUAUGUAAUGGGUUUGUGGCUUGUGCUCGGUUUGGGAUUAUGCUAUAAACUUAUAAUCAUCUCCAAAGAUAAAAGCAAUGUUGGUGUUUCCACAGAGUGUACAUAAUGUCCUAAUGUGAUUCUCACCAAGCAGUCUCAUAAACAUAAAUAAGAUUUAUCACACAGCAUUGUGUUGUGUCUCAGCUGCCUCACGGAGCAUCAUACAAUAGUGUAUCUGUGAUAAUUACACUGUAUUGCUUAUUAUGGUCAUAACACAAUACCAGUAAUCAAUUUCUGUUUCAAACUAAUUCAGAUAUAGAUUCAAAUAAAGCGUAAAUGAAAAUAAAUACAGACAAAUAGCACUAUUUUACAAAUUGCACUGUGUUUUUGUGCUCUUUGCUGUGUUCCAAGCAUGAAAUACUUGGCUGUGGGCCAUUUGUUGCUUGCUGUACCAUCCCAUGAAGCUUUUUGUAUGAUGUGUUGUCUGGAAUAGUCACUCGCUUUGUAUCCAGGGGAGGGGUUGGUGGGGACUUGUUCCCAUGGUGACCACCAGUUACAUAAUAACAGUGGGUACCUACUGUAGCUUAACCAUUAGAGAAUGAGAGAUAAGGACACAGAGGGAGAUGAUAAACAUAAAUUAUUUCUAUACCAAUUUAGAUUUUGAAAAUACUGGGCGGGAUUCAAAUGCUAUUAAAAAGGUGGAGCUUGACUCAAAGUAUGAACAAGCAUUAAACACAACACACACCUUUAAAAUAUUUCAUUUUGUGUAUGGGGUUCCUGGCAUAGUUUUUUAUAUACCAGGCAUUACAGUAUGUCAAUAAACUUGCUGCUUUUAACAUCCAACCUUAUGCUUUCCUGCCCUGCUUGGUUCUGCAAACUCAACCUGUCUUUCUUUAUUAGUCUCCUUUACCAAGUUAAGAAAUAUAUAGAUGGCAAAUUUAACUUUGCAAGGUCAAUUAAAACAUACUGACUGGAUUAGAAGGUGAGUGAACCCUGUUAGGCCUUGCUCCCUCCUAUAUAACAUGAUGGCAUUUAAAACAAAUAGUAUUUGAUUGUUCUGCAGGCCCUGAGGGAGCCAUGUUCCCACGCUGGAUGUCACUGAGUAUAUUUAUUGUUGGCUGUGCACUGCAAUUCUUGAGUGCAGAUAAAGAGAAUUACAGCUGACACAACUUUAUUUUAGUUGUUAAAGCUUUGUCAGGGUUUUCUGAGACAGUUUUCAUCCCUUUGGUGCUUUACAAUUCAUGUAUAUUUUUAGUGUUGCAAGAUUGCAACAGAUGAUUUAUAAUUGUAUAGGUGAGUCAUUUAUAGACCAGUGGCUCCCAACCAAGUCCCUUCAUUAACAACACCCAUCAUGUUCCAAAUAUGACAAUUUCCACUGAUUUUCAACUUGAUAUUAUUUAACUAUAUUUGGUAAUGAUAGACAUGUUGAUAUAAUAAUGGAUCAAUAUUUUUUGUAUACAAAUGAUGUAAUAUUUAGGUUUCACUGCCACUUGAACUGGCAAAAGAUGGAUGUUUCAACCAUUUGUGCAUUACUAUUACCACUAUAGCCAUUUAUCAGUUCCUUUUUAACUAACUAUUAUAACUUGUUAUCCAUUAGUUUUAGCUUUUGAACCAUUUUCCUAAGUCUAUUCCAGCUAUAUCCUUUUAGCUUUUUUUCUAUUAUAUUCAUCCAACGGUUACUUUUAUGAAUUAGAACCACAUAUCCAUUUUUUUUUAGCGAUUUCAAUCAUUUACGCAUUAUUUUUAAAUAACAAUUUCAAUCAUUUCUCUAUCACUUUAAGUUAUUUCAACCAUUUAUCACUUACUUUUAGCAAACUGCUUAUCCAUUACUUUUAACUAUCCAUUCCAACUGUUUAUAUUUUAAGCUAUCUAUAUCUCUAUUUCCAUUAACUUACUUUUAACCUACUUCAACUAUUUAUCCAUUAAGUCUACUCCAACUAUAUAUUUUUUCAACCAUUAAUCUAACUUUUAUAAAUUAGAACCAUAUAUCCAUUUCAGCCAUUUCUCUUUAACUAUUUCAACCUUGUAUCCCCUGCUUUUAACUCUUGUAACUUAUUCAUUUUAAGCUAUAAAUUCUAUAAAUUCAUCUGUUUCAAGUUUAAGCUAUGUCAACUGUUUAUGUUUUUAGUCAUGUAUUUCAACCAUUUAUAUAUUAACUGU
Morone saxatilis (striped sea-bass) is the source of this 4002-nucleotide messenger RNA. Its product is annotated as synaptopodin-2. The annotation marks the transcript as partial. The record is from RefSeq and is a predicted model, not a curated record. Lineage: Eukaryota; Metazoa; Chordata; Actinopteri; Moronidae. The transcript has a single exon.